CCCCCUCUCUCCGUUCGACCAGCGGCGGCUGCGGCGUGCCCGGCUCUCGCGACUGGCUCCUCUUAAGCUCCCUGUCCCUUUGCUGGCGUCACAAUGGUGAUCAAAGUCUUUGUGGCCACGUCCUCGGGGUCGACGGCGGAGCAACCUGAGUUGCUUCUGGAGUGAGAGAAUUGUCCGUCUGCAAGGACGUUGCCCAGGGGACGCCUGGAUGUUUUUGAUGUUUUACCAUCCUUGUGGGAGGCUUCUCUCAUGUCCCCGCAUGGAGCUGGAGCUGAUAGAGGGAGCUCAUCCGCGCUCUCCCCGGGUGGGAUUCGAACCUGGCAGCCUUCAGAUCAAGAAGAAACAGCAAGAGGUAGUAGGCUUCUUAGAGGCCAACAAGAUUGAUUUUAAAGAACUGGACAUAGCCUGUGAUGAAGACAACCGGAAAUGGAUGCGAGAAAAUGUUCCAGGUGAAAAGAAGCCACAAAAUGGAAUUCCGCUCCCUCCACAAAUAUUCAAUGAGGAACAGUACUGUGGGGAUUUUGAGUCAUUUUUCUCUGCAAAAGAAGAAAACAUUAUUUAUUCAUUCCUAGGCCUUGCUCCUCCACCAGGAUCAACGGAGGGGCGAAUUAUUGAGGAAGAACCAACUGUGCCAAAUGGUGAUGUUUCAGGAGAAGAGAACAAAACUGCAGAAGAAACUGAAAAGUCUGAGGCUACUGAAGCGAAUGAAGUACACACAGAAGACAAUGUGGAAGCAGAGGCAGAGUCUGCAGAAAGAGUGACAGAAGAACAAGAAGAAGGCAAAGAACAAGCAGUGACAGAAGAAGCAGAAGAAGCCCAGGAAGAAGAGGAAGAGGCAGAAGAGGAGGAGGAAGGAGGUGAGGAGGGUGAAGAAGAAGAGGCAGAAGACGAGGAAGAAGAGGAAUCUUAGUAUAUUUGUAUGAUUUUUUUCCUUCAAAAGGAUUGUUCAGAUCCAUAGGUGGAAAGCACACACGGAACAUGGAAAAAGCCUCCUUGAAGACUGAGUAAAUACAGUCGGGCAUCCCCUUUGCAACGUCUCUUUAAAUGGCUAACCUUUCCAAACCCAAAAGCAUUGCUUUUAAACAUUUUAAAUUGGAGGUGUUUUUUUUUUAACUGAAUGCAAAAAGAAGUGACAGAUUUGCUACUCAGCUCCUAACAGGAGCAGAGAAGCGACUGCUCUUGAUAUUUUAAGACGAUACUCACACCUCAUUUCGGCGAAUUAUGCCCAAAGAUCCAGUUGACCAAAUCCAGCUCUGGCACAAUGUUUAUAAAACCAUGCAGCACUUUAUCACUGUUAACGCAUUUCCAUGAUAUAGCACUUUAUGAAACCUGUCCCCGCUGGUUUGCUUUUAAUUACUCUGAUUUUAUCUGUUUGGAUUUUAAUGUAUUGUCCAUUAUAUUGUUUUGUGUAUCAUUGAAAGUUUUAGGUUUUGUCAAAUAUGUUGUGUCGUUGUUCGGGCUUGUCCCUGUUGUGAGCCGCCCCGAGUCCCUUCGGGGAGAUGGGGUGGAAUAUAAAAAUAAAGUUUAUUAUAAUUAUUAUUUCUUAAAACUUCCUCCUUGUCUUUGUGACCAUAUAAUAAAUAGAUGCAUAACUUUUCAACCUUAAAGAACUGUCAGGGAUUCCUCUUCUUCAGAAGAGGAGGGGGAGCAAGAAAGUGUUCAUGAAUCUGAGGGUGAGUUGGAGUCUGAGGAGGAGACUUUGCUAGUACCCUCAUUCCAGGAGAGGCAAAAGGAAACAGAGCAGAGAUGUUGUUCAGCUGGAUUAGCUACCAGAAAUUCAGCUGAGUAAUUAGAAACUGCCCUAACAGCUGUGUGGGGACCCAGGGCUAUAAGAGCCGAAGCAGGUGCAGCCAGCUCUUGUUGGUAACAAACUGACUCUAAUGCCUUCACUCUCUGUGUUCCUGCUCCAAGUCUGCAUCUGGAUUUAUGCCUGUUUCUUUGUUUGAAGUAAGACUUCCUGGCUUUCUUUUGCAUUAUUUCACUGAGUGUACUUUAUGUUUUGCUGAAAGAAAGCAGUUUCCAUUUACUUACCACAGUGUCUUAAGGCUGCUCUUGAAAGACAAAACAGGACAAGAACAAACACAUUAGAAUCAAGUCAGUUUUGGACCACUUCCUUCAUUAUUCAAAUUUUAAUGGGAUGUGACAGAGUGUGAUGACUCAUGGGCCAUGUAGUCCCGUUCCUAGUACUUUUGAGGCAGAUGAAGAGGAAAACUUGGGUUUCCCACCGUUUCUGCCAGAUUUGGAGCCCUUGCACCUGCAAGAUGUUUGCCCUCAAGAAGACAGCCAAACAAGCCUUGAGCAGAAAUCUCCCCCAUUUUCUCGCCGGGUUUAUUAUAAUCAAGAUAGAAGCGCUCGAGAGGCGACUCGCCGCAGCGCUAGGAUAGCUGCCAGACAAUUAGCUGAUUAAGUCUGCUUCCCUUGGGAAACUUUAAGGAGUCUUGCAUCUGGACACAGUUUAGGUUUCGUUUCUUGUUCCCCAGAGAAAGAGUUCCUUGGCGGGAAAACAAGAUCCUAUUUAGGUGUUUGGCCACAAAGGAAUCCUUGCGGAGUCAAUUCGUCAGCUUCGGGAGUAGAUUGUGUGUGGACUACGCUACUCCAGUUUCCAGGACCUUGUUCUCGUUCCAGCCCUGCCUUGUUCCCCGGACCUCGCCACGGAUUUCGCCACGGACCCUGUUCUUGUUCCUCGCUUCUUGUUGCCUUGAAUCAAGCCUUGUUUGCCAAGAAUCUAGUAUGCUCUCCAGCCUUGCAUCAAGCUCCAUGGACUAAAGGACCUUGUCAUUUCCCCUCACUUUGCUUGGCAAAGUGUGUGUUUCGGUUAUUGGAUUACAACUUUGGACUUUAAUAUCUCAUAUUGGACAUUGUUUUCCUGGACUAUAUUUGACCUUUCCUGAAAGGUCUACUUCUGAACUAUAUUCUACACUUAUUUUUAUUGACUUUAUAUAUUUCCUUAAUAAAGAUAUUAGAUAGA
Anolis carolinensis (green anole) is the source of this 2968-nucleotide messenger RNA. RefSeq names its product SH3 domain binding glutamate rich protein (gene sh3bgr). Lineage: Eukaryota; Metazoa; Chordata; Lepidosauria; Squamata; Anolidae. The record is from RefSeq and is a predicted model, not a curated record. Bases 209 to 910 code for a protein of 233 amino acids. Gene Ontology annotation, cellular component: cytoplasm. The transcript is spliced from 9 exons.